Molecule: messenger RNA, 486 nt
Organism: Camellia sinensis
Lineage: Eukaryota; Viridiplantae; Streptophyta; Magnoliopsida; Ericales; Theaceae
Source: RefSeq, a predicted model, not a curated record
AUGGGCAUUGAUCCCAUUACACACAAACCACUCCAUCAAGAACCAGACCCAAUAAUAAUCUCUCAACAAAUGCCUCAUUCACCUUCUAAUAAUAAUAAUAAUAAUUGCCUGAAUUCGGAAAAUUUCAAUUACAGUACCGGUCAGGAGUCCCCUGAAAAUGCCAACAACCAAACAACCUCCAAUGACAACCUUACCUUCCCACGAAAAAAUUUGACCGGCUAUGAAACUCAAAAGGAUGAUGAUGACGACCCAUUAAUGAGUUGCAUUCAAUCUGAAACAUUUCUUGAUGAUGCAUUCUGGAACUUUGCUAAUACUUCGAGAGGAGAUCAAGAUUACACUGAGUUUGGAUUGUCUUCUUCUUCUUCUUCAUCUUCAUCAGAGGAUUGUAACUCUACAUGGUUGUUGGAUUAUAAUGAUUUUGAUUUUGAUUUGGAGUGUUUCAACAUAGACAUGAGCACAUUUGAAGUGGAUGCGACCAUUAAUUAG